Paramuricea clavata is the source of this 6265-nucleotide messenger RNA. NCBI's taxonomy places the organism in Eukaryota, Metazoa, Cnidaria, Anthozoa, Malacalcyonacea, Plexauridae. The record is from the annotation of a GenBank genome assembly.
GUGGCCAUGUCGCGUCAGCUAACUCUCAAAUGCGCAUCGAACAGUAACAAAAUCAGUCAACGGAAAAUAAUGGUCAUCAAAUUUACUGUCUGGAAAAUGGGGCCAUUUUGAAGCUGGCAAACAGUAUAAAAUCAGGGUGGCUGAGCAGUUUGUCAUUCGACGAGAGAAAAGAGCUCAAGAACAGAUAUCUUUGAAGAAGCAAGAGAAUUGAAAUACUGAAGUGAAAUACUGAAGAUGAUGUUGCAGUGGUUGAUACUAUUGACGCUGUCUGUUCAUAACAGUUUAGCUUUCGGGCUUUCUGAUGAUACAGAUGGUAUGUGUGAUUAAAUCAAUAUAAUUGCAUUUAGAUUUAGCACGGACCCAUGAUGAUGCUUCGAAGUUUAAUAGCGCCUCUUCGACUGCGGUUCCAUUCCAGCAGUGUGCAGUUGCGUCCAUGUUAUUAGGCCAUUGCCUCACUAAUGUUGUUCUAAACCCAUAGGGCAUUCUAAACCCAAAGUUUAGGACAACUUCUGGACAACGCACAGUUAUAUAUCACAUUUAUAUAUGGAACACUAUUGAUGAAUCUGUAAAACUAUGCGAAAACAUUUCAACUUUUAAAAAUAAACUUAAGAACGUGUUAGUUCAAAGAUUUAUUUCAACUUAGUUAUAUAUGACGUUUUAUCACGCUAAUUUUAUAGAUUUAUAUAGAGACGUAUUUAUAAUUAGUGUUUUACCUGUAUUAAACAUUUUAGGACAUGUAUUUGUAAAUUAUCACUGAAAAGCCCUUUUUGGGAUGUGUUAAUAAAUUAUUAUCGAUCAAUCAAUAGGGCCAUAGGCCAUUGGCAAAGGCCACAUUGGUCAAAAUUUGGUUGACUGAUUUGGAGAAAAUUAGAUGUGAAAUUUGAAAAGUUUGUGUUUGCCUUUUCUCACGUUGAAAAGAACCAAUGCGCGCAAUUAAUGCACGCCUAAUUUUGCAUUACAUUGCAUCGUAUAUAGGCCGAGUUGAUAACUUUCAUGCGCUUUUUGUUUUGCUUUAUACUUUGGCUUAUUUGUAGGAAAUUAUAACUCAAGUUGUACAUUUAAAAUGUUCUUUAAGACACCUAUAAUGUUGUUUUGGGCUUCAAGCUAUUUCAUAACCUGAAAAUUCUACCAAUGAAUAAAAACCUUUGCCGACUAUACUGUACGCGCAUCUCACUAAUAUUCAGUAUACACAUCAGAUCAGCAUGCCUACAAAGCCAGAAUGCUUGAUUAAGAUGAACUGAUCGUGAUGUUAAUAUUAGUAUUUCCCCAUACAUAUUAGAGGGUAUCCCUGUGACUUGUGAUCAGGAAUUGCCGAAAAGCUGGAAUUGCUUAUUAGAAUUUAUAGGCCUACAACUUUUUAUCAAUUCGUCUGAAAUAUAGUAAGUAUAAAUAGUCCAACACAUUGGUUACAUACAAUAGUAUACGCUCGACUACAAGAUGAGUGCAGUUGAAUUAACUGUAACAUGUAGCUGAGAUUGGACGAAUUAGAAUAUUCAUAGAAAACGGGAACUGUUCAAUCAUGAUUUCAAUAUGCAAAACUAAGUUGCUCAAAGAACAGUUAGUUUCCGCAUAGUUGAUUCGUUUUAAAAUAGAAAAUAUAUUCCUUUAAGUGUACUUUUCUUUAUUUUGCUUUACACAGAAGACAAACAGGUAGUCCAACAACCAAAAAAGUGGUACGGUACCAAAAAUAGAGCGUAGUGUAAACGGGGCUGACCAUUUAGGUAUAGUCCAAGAACCGAAAAAGUGGUACGGGUACCAAUUUUAUCCGUGCCGUACAAAAAAUUGAGCGUAGUGUAAACGGGGCUAAAAUAUGCUAGUACAAAAAUUAUUUAACGGGAAGCUCUGUUAUGGCUAAAAAGUAAUGACUAAUCUAUUCAGAUUGUGUGUUCUCUCCUCAAAACAGAUUAGACAGCUUAAGAUCCACGACGCGGCCGCUUCAACGACGCGGUCUGAAUUUUAGCUCAAGAAUAAGCGCUAAGCAAUUUCAUUACUGUAAUCAAAGUUUGGAGAUUUUUCAAAUAACAUUACACUAAGAACUGCUAAGUUCAACUAAAGCGAUAUAUGUUACUUUGCUGUAAUUUCGACUUUAAGUAACACCUUUUGGGUCGCAAUAAAAUCGCAAUAAGCUUCGCGUUGCUUGACAAUCUCGAAACCAGAACCCGCAAUCCUCUGUGGAGGCUUGCUGGGAUUGCGGGCUCUGGUUUCGAGAUUGGUUGCUUGAAAGACGUGAUAAUUGCUUAGUUUAACGUUGUGUUGAGAGUGACAAAGCCGUUGAGAAUACCCCUGGCACCACAAAUUAUUCACAGUUCUUGUCUUGCACGACAAAUUUCUUUCUUUCGCAAGCGCGUCUUUGAGCCGACCGCGUCGUAUAUCUUAAGUUCGCUAUCGUGAACAGUGGACAACAUCACAGGGAUUCUACCGCCUUUGGAGCCACUAACAUACGAUAACCGGGCUGCCAGUGGCGUUCCCUGGCAAAAUUGUUGCCCCUCCCCUGAGAAAAUCUGGGCUUAAGAAUAGUUUUGUACAUGUUAACUUAUAAGUUAUUUAUACAUAUCUAAUAUGCAUGGUAUAGAAAAAGUAUUUUUGGACGGUUGAGUCUGUGUGCGUUUUUUGAAACAUAGCUCCAAACUAUUAAAGUUUCAAUAGCCUAUGCAGGAUGCAAGUUGAACGUACUGUAUAUACGAUGAUUUUAAUGCGAAAAUGCCAGUUGAGAGUCUAGAUUUUAAAGAAUUUCUGAAGAGGAUGCAACCCGAUCCCCAACAAGCUAUCUGUAUGAACGAUUGAAAAGCUACAGAUCUAUAUUUGGUGGAACAUUGUUGUUUUGGAGGGCAGUUAAAAAUCGCAUUAUUGAAAUCAUGUUUUAUUACAUAUCAAUCAAAGCUCAUUUUGUGAUUUUCCCUUGUUGAAAAUAAAGGACAGUAAGUGUUUCUUAGGCUUUGUACAGCAUCAGGAUUGUGUUCAUACUUUAGCUAGGAUUGUGCUCAUCGAGGAUUGUGUUCAUACAAACGAACCAUCCAUGGGUAGAAAUCAUAGAUAUCUUAUAUACACUAGAUCGUGCAUCUAAUUAUUCUGCAAUUCAAAAAUUGAAGCCGUGAUUGCAGACUCACGAUAUUCCCACGAAAUGAGAAGACUCGUUUUUCUUCUACUUCUUAAACAGGACACUUAAACAUUAAGUUAAACCUAUUCCAAAUACAUUUUGCCAGCAGAAAUCGUGCUAAACUGCUAAUAUAACUAAUUUUGUAUGAAAUUGAAAAAUUCGCCCAAAUGGUUACCAGGAAAUAAGAUCUGGUCACAAGUUGUAACAAACCUGCAGCAGAUUUGUAGCAAUGCUGUUCCAACAAAUUGUCAACAGGAUGUGUUCGCACUGCUUGUUCCCAGCUUGUAGACAACUUGCUGCAAGGUUGUUGAGCUCAACAAACUUGUUACAAGUUGUUCCAACAACUUGCUAUCGUCCUGCAUUUCACCAAUUUGUCAACAAGUUGUGAGUGAUAACCUUGUAACAACUUGAUAAAAUAUUCAAGCUCUCAAUCCAGGAUUAAGACUGUUAUGAACACGUCUUUUUGACAAGUUGUCAGAUUUUUACGUGUGUGUAUGUCUAUGCAUGCAAUUCAGUGAAGACUCAUUGGUCAAUCUUUCUCUAGAAUGUAAAGAUGCAAACUCAAAAUGCUAUUCAUGGGCAACCAUUGGAGAAUGUCAGAAGAAUCCAAGACACAUGCGUGUCAAUUGUAAGGCCAGCUGUGGGCUUUGUGGAGGUAUGGAAUAUGUGUAUAUAAAACGUAAUUAAAAAUCAAUUACAUCCACUUUAUAUAUUAUUUAUUUUAAAACGUUUGGCAGUUGUACUGCUCUAUCAGUUUUACGCCUUUCAAAAAUAAAGUUUAUAGUUAAAUAACGAGUGAGCCAUACUCAAAAUUAUAUUAUACAGACAACUACCGGGUAUAAACUAUUCUGCAAUUUCAUUUUGCUCUCUACUAGCAGGAUAUUAGCUAACGCUACCUCCAACCGGAAAUUUGAAGCUAAACUCAAAGGCCAGUCCCAAUCUUUUCACGCAUUCAAAGAGCGCUUAAUCAGUCAAUCAUAAAAAAAACACGCGAGUUUGACCCCCAGGUCAAAUUUUGGCGUCACGAAAAAACUGAAAAAGAGUUUAUCUGAAGGUAGCGUUCCAGUUAUAGUCAUUUCAAUAUAUCCUGCCUGUGUAUCUUGCCGGUAGAAAAAAACAAGAUGGUGGCUCAGAAAUUUCCGGAGUUUUCUGAACGAGAAAACGGCAAGUUAUUCGCUUUUAAAGCAUUACUGUCGGUGCAAUGGAAGUGUUGAUAAAAUAUUGCAUGAAUUCAUUUCCUCAAGUUGAUCAAUUCAUACGAAUUCAAAUUUCUUUUUACUUCCUGUGCGUUUCCUAUUGGUCAAUCGGUUCUCAAACGAAAUCUAAUUGGCUCAUUUAAAACAGGAAGUUGAUCAAUUUUCUAUCAAAUUAAUUGAUCAACUUGAGGAAAGGAAUUGGUGCAAUAUUUUAUCAACACUUCUAUUGCAUCGACAGUAAGAGGAAUCAAAACAGAAUAAAAAUACUUCCAGCAAUUGUAUAUACAUGUUAGUAAAUAAAAAUAAUGCCGAAAUUAAAGAGCGAACUAAAAACAGAAUAUAUAAUUUUUUCAAGAUUAAACUGAACUAAUUUAUAGAUGUGAAAUCACACUUUUUUGUACAGAAAGUGUACAAAAAUUUCAAGUUUUAUUUUUUUAGAUUGUAAAGACCUUGUCAAUCAAGCUCAGUGUGCAGUUUGGGCAAAACAAGGAGAAUGUAGCAAUAAUCCUAGUUAUAUGAUGGUCCAGUGCAAGGCGGCAUGCACAGGUUGCUCAAGUAAGUGCUCGCUUGUUUUAAAAAAUAGCAUGCAACAUGCACUAAAAAAGUAAAAAUACCAGCGGCGCCCGUCAGGAUUUUAUUUUGUUUGGCAGGGGGAAUGGGGUGGUUUGUGAGUUACAAUUCUAAGGGGGUGACUAAAAUUUUAUUUGCAAACGUUUCAGUGAAGACUUGUUGGUCAAUCUUUCUCUAGAAUGUAAAGAUGCAAACUCCAAGUGCUUUUCAUGGUCAACCACUGGAGAAUGUCAGAAACACCGAAGCUACAUGCGUGUCAAUUGCAAGGCCAGUUGUGGGCUUUGUGGAGGUAUGGAAUACGUCUAUAUAGAACGUUACGUCUAUAUAAAACGUAAUUAAAAAUCAAUUACAUCCACUUUAUAUAUUAUUUAUUUUAAAACGUUUGGCAUUUGUACUGCUCUAGCAGUUUUACGCCGUUCAAAAAUAAAGUUUAUAGUUAAAUAACGAGUGAGCCAUACUCAAAAUUAUAUUAUAGAGACAACUACCGGGUAUAAGCUAUUCUGCAAUUCGAUUUUGCUUUCUACUAGCAGGAAAUUAGCUAACGCUACCUCCAACCGGAAAUUUGAAGCCAAACUCAAAGGCCAGUCCCAGUCUUUUCACGCAUUCAAAGAGCGCUUAAUCAGUCAAUCAUAAAAAAAACACGCGGGUUUGACACCCAGGCCAAAUUUUGGCUGCAUGAAAAAAACGGAAAGAGAGUUUAUCUGAAGGUAGCGUUCCAUUAUAGUCAUUUCAAUAUAUCCUGCCUGUGUAUCUUACCGGUAGAAAAAAACAAGACGGUGGCUCAGAAAAUUCCGUCGUUUUCUUUCACCUUCGUUUUCUUUCACCUUCGUUCAUUAUAAACAUUUAUUUUGUAAACUAAAUUCAAUUUGCUACGUUUUGAGCAGUUUCACUGCUCGUCGUCUGGCCAAGUUGUAGUUGGCCUGACGACGAGCAGUCAAACUGCUCGAAACGUAGCAAAUUAAAUAAAAUAUUAACCUUCAGAAUCGGAAUUCUCGAAUUUAGUUUCCAAAAUAAAUGUUUAGAAUAUAUAAUUUUUUGAAGAAGUUAAACUGAACUAAUUUAUAAAUGUGAAAUCACACCUUUUUGUACAGAAAGUGUACAAAAAUUUCAACUUUUAUUUUUUUAGAUUGUAAAGACCUUGCCAAUAAAGUUCAGUGUGCAGUUUGGGCAAAACAAGGAGAAUGUAGCACUAAUCCUAGUUAUAUGAUGGUCAAGUGCAAGGCGACAUGCACAGGUUGCCAGGACAGUAAAUUAGUAAAUUGAUUUUAGUACUUUUCCGGGGUGGAAGCAGUAUCUUAGAAAUAAAUGAAUAAAAUCUUAAACCACACUUAUACAGAUUGCAAGUUUAUACUGUAGUUGUUGCCUGUUGGAAGCUUUUUGUAUUAAGCUAUUUAAUGCUGAC